Messenger RNA from Caenorhabditis angaria, 9411 nucleotides. The record is from the annotation of a GenBank genome assembly. Lineage: Eukaryota; Metazoa; Nematoda; Chromadorea; Rhabditida; Rhabditidae.
AUGGCCAAGUCAAAAAAAACCGUGAGUUUGUAUUUGAUGUGAGGGGGUUUUUCAUGUUUUAUUUUUCUAGAAAAAAAAGUUGGCUUUUUUUGCAAAAAAGAAUUCACAACGAAGUUUGGAAAAUGUACCAAUAAAUGAUGAAAGACAAGAUGAAACUGUGGAUCAUGAAACUUCAGAAUCUGAAGGAGAGAAGGAAGAAACAGCAGCAUUAGCAAUAGCGGAAGAAGAAGAAGAAGAGGCAGAAAAAUCAGAAGAAUCAGACGAAUCCGAAGAAUUUUUUGAACAAAACACGCCAACAUCUCGUAAAAGAAUUUCUCAGAAGUUAGUUUAGUUUGGGCUUUUGUGGAUUUUGAGGCAUUGCUAAUAUUAACUGACACGUUCAGGAAAAUGCCAUUUUGUGGUUAUUUUUUAAAACUAUUCAUCAAGUUAGAUGAAAGUUAAGAAACAUUGUAUUUUUAAGCUCAGAUUCAUAAAAAAUGAGAAUCGUAGUUUUUGACUGAUUUUCAGAGAUUCCCCACAAGGUUCAAAAUUAGGCGAGUUAAAGUCAGAUGCUUCGUGGGUGGUUUCGACCAACCGGACAUGACUGCCCUAACAGAAUUUUACGACAAAGUUUUUCUGAUUUGUUGUUCUUCUAGAAGACUGAAAUUAAGGUUUACGUUGUUUCGAAAUCUCUUUUCGAAUUUUUUUCAUGGAACAAUUUCUAAUAAAAACCCUUCCGAAGCCGAAAAUUAAUAUAACUUUCUCUGAGCCCUACCACUAAGCUCUAAAGUUGAACACUUGUUUUUGUUGUUGCCAUUUUCAAUUGUGUGAUUUCACCAAUUACAGAACUCUUCGCCAAAAUGAUGAAGCAAUGCUCACUCCCAAAUCUCGUUUCCACAAAAACAAAACAGAAGCAAAACAGGGAACACCAUCUUUCAUAAAUAAAUUGUCGGAUAGAAGUUCUGCAAAAAGAAGGUUUGGUUUAAAUUAGUUAUUUAAAAAAUUACGUUAUUUUAGAAGUUGGCCAAUAAGAAAUCGAGACCAAGCUGUAGAUGAUGGAACAGAAAACAUUGAUGAAAAUUUGGAAGACUUGUUCAAAAUUUUGGAAAAGUAUUUCAAAAAAGAAAUUAAACUUUUGAAAAAACAUAUUAGUUCAAAAAUUAAGCGACCUUUUGAUAUAAGUGAUGAACAACAUAUGGUUCGCCAAUAUGGAAGAAUGAAGUUCCAUGUUUUUAAUAAACAUAGUGAUGACCAAGAGUCACAAGACUUUUACCCGAUUGAUGCUCUUUUCCCCCGAAUUUAUUAUGAAUUUAUGAAUGAUCAAGGUAAAAGCUUUUCUAAAAUAAAAUUAGGAAUUUAUUGAAAUUAUUGAUAACUUUAAGAUAAAUUGGAACAUAUCCAAAACAAUAUGAAAAUUCACGAAAGUCAAAUUCAAGAAAAUAGGCAUCAUUUUGAGUUAGAUGAUUCUGAGGUAAGCUUUUAAGAAACACUCAUUUUACAACGCAAUUCUUCUAGAUCUAUGACCAAUAUGUUGAAUAUGAGAAUGUUGAUGAUGUUCAGUUUAAAGAACAAGAAUUAUCAAAUGAAAUCAGAUUAGAAGUUACUGAAUGUAUGGAUGAUAUUAUUGAAUCACCUAUGAAGUCAACUGAAGAGUAUCAAAAUGAUUAUAUAAGAUCUGUCACCAAGAUUAGAAAAUGUGAUGAACAUUGUGAGAAAAUUCCAGAACAGUUAGUUAUUACAUUAAAUAUUAAUAAAAAUUCAUCAUUUUCAGAACAUUGAAAGAUGUAGACAAACAUAUUCGUUUAUUUUUGGAAAAAGAUUUUGAAUCAAUUGAAGAACAACGAGAUCAUUUUCAUAAUAUUUUCAAAGUUGAAAAAUAUGAUUGCGAUGUCACACACCUAACAAUGUUUGAAAUAUUUUUCAAAUACAGUAUUUGUUAUCAAGGAUUCAGAACUUUGAUAAAACGAUGCAAUCGACUUCAUUCACUGUUGAAAAAAAUGACACAAACAGCUCUGGCACAAAAAUCGAACGACAUCGAGAAAAAACAUGAAGUGCUUCAAACUGAUGAUCUUCCUUAUGAUGUGAAAUUCGAAUUUUUGAACAUAACCGUUUGUGCACGUGAUGAUACCAAGUUAUCCGAAGACUAUGUUCGUAGAAAAUACAGGAAUCAUAUUUUGGAGUUUAAUAAUGAGAUUAAACAAAUGGAUAGUGUUUAUUGUAAAAUUUGUAGACAAUUUCGGUUGAAGUCUUUGUUGAUCAAAAAAUCUGGGAAAAUAAUUAAAGAUUUUGUCGACUUCAUAGCCGAUGAAAAGAAAACUUAUCAAAUUUGUCGCAUCUGCUCAAAAUCACUCUCCAAGAAAACUGCCCAUGAAAAAUUACCAUCUAUGGCCAUUAAAAACGGAUUGGAAGUUGAUGAAACUCCGGAAGUUCUGAAAAAAUUGAACAUUAUUGAACGAUGCCUUAUUCAAAAAUCGAGAUUUGUUGCAAAUAUCUUUCGAUUGAAUGAUGCAUCAAAUCGAAACAUUAGCGUUCCCGCUACCCAAGGAUGUUCAGCAAUUAUUCCUGUGGUUUUAGAAAAUGUAGACGAAGAAAAAUUUAUCAAAUUACCUGAUGCUUCAAACAUGAUUAUCAACAUUGAUGAUCUUCACGAGAAAACACAUAUUGUGUCAAUGAAACGAAUUGUUGAUGCUUUGAAAUGGUUGCAAAAAAAUAAUCCAGAAUAUUUUGAUAUCACGAUAGAUUCGAAAUUUGGAUUUGAAUUGAACAAACAUGUGUUCAGUAACAAUCAGGAUUUGACAGAACAAGAUGUUCAAAAUUUGGUUAAUUAUAAUUUGAAUUCAGAUAGUAAUACAAUGUUACCUGAUAAUUUUCACAUAGAAACAUUACAAUCCAAUGUGACACAAUCGAUUGAUAAAAAUUUAAUGUGGAAUCAAUAUGUGCAAAAGGUAUACCAGAAAAUUGAUUGCAUCAGAGAAAAAUUAUGAUAUUUUUACAGAACAAGAAAAGGCCUUCAAUACUACUGGACAUUGAGAAUAUUGACAUCAAGAUUUUUCCAUAUUUAUAUCCAUAUGGAAAAAAUGGUUUCAAUCAUCAAAGAAAAGUGUAUUUGAAAAAUACGGCAAUUUGUCGUGCAAAACUUCUAAGUGAAAAUAGGAUGUUUGCUAACAACUCAGAGUGGAUCACUUUUUCUUAUACACUUGCAUUACAAAAGGUACUGUUGAGAGCGGAUGUAAGAUUAGAAAUCGAACAUAGUUCAAAAAAUGAAACCUAUCGGUUUUUGGUUUGAAGGCGUUUAGAGAAAAUAAAGGGUUCUACAUUAGAUUACAGAAAAAACCUUGAGAUCUUUCUUUAUCUGAAAACCACUUCAUGUUCUGAAAAAUUAUUUUUUUUCCUUCUGAAAUUCUCUAUUCUUUUCAGAAUCUUAAGGCAAGAUUCCAAUUUUAAGGCGUUAUCACAGUAACUUUCUAAUAUUUGAGAAAAACCAACAUUAAAUGAAAGUAGAAUUACCGUUGAUUUUCUUCACUCCAAAAACUCAAUCAUAAGAAAGCGACGUUGAGUUUUUUGUUUUUUUUGCCUGUUGAGGAUUACUGUAGGAGUUCCGAACUAACAAGGGAAGUGCAUAGGGUUAGGUGUUGAACUUUUGAUGAAACGUUCAAAAUAAACCAAAUCGACCAUGCUGAUCACGAAUCCGAAGUCAAAAAUUGCCACAAAUGCCUGUGAGCACUUUUCUGGAGCUCCAAAGUUGAAAUUGAGUUUUGGUUUUCGUCAAUUUUCACCAUGUUCCUGGGUGGAAAAUCAAUUUCUAUAACAUGAAUAAGGUUGUUCUUCACAUUCGAAAACCUAUCCGCUUUUCAGUUCUUCGAAAAAUAUGAAAAACCAGCUGAAAACUGUAAUUUUCGAAAAUGCACGAAAAACUUUGAAAAACGUGUGUAUUUACGUUUGAUUGUGUGUAUUUUCAGGAUAUUCUUAAAAGUUGCAGUUUUCAGCUGGUUUUUCAUAUUUUUCGAAGAACUGAAAAGCGGAUAUGUUUUUGAAUGUGGUGAGCAACCUUAUUCAUGUUAUAAAAAUCUAUUUUCCACCCAGAAACAAGGUGAAAAUGGGCAAAAACCAAAACUCAAUUCUAACUUUGGAGCUCCAGAAAAGUGCUCACAGGCAUUUGUGGCAAUUUUUGACUUCGGAAUCGUAAUCAGCAUGUUCGAUUUGGUUUAUUUUGAACGUUUCAUCAAAAGUUCAACACCUAACCCUAUGCACUUCCCUUGUAAAGUGUUUUUCCAAAAUUUUAGAUACAAUUCGAAAAUGUCAAGAUUAUAGAAAAGUCCAGAAGUAAAAUUGUUUAAGUUACUGAAAUUUUAUCAUUCAAUUUCAAUCUAAAUUUCUCAGGGUUACUGUGAAUUCCUAGAACUCUUGUCUGAGGUUUUAUUUUUCAAAAAUCUUGAGAAUAAAAAAAUAACUUCAGUAUUACUGUAGAUACACACAAGUUUCUAGUUUUUCAAAAAACAUGUUGUUGGAAGAUUAAUAAUUCCAACUUUCAAGAUAAAUUAUUUUUUGAUCUUACUACUAUUUUGAUUUGCCAUUGAAACAAAAAUGAAUUUUUAUAGUGUUUAACAACACGAAUGGGAAUUCAAGCUAGAUGUUCUUCAAAAAUUACUGGAAGUGAAGCAAUUUCUGCGGCAAACGAAGGUGAACAUUUUUUCAUUUAAACAAUUUCAAAUAACACAUUUCAGAUAUUGAUUUCCAGUCAUCGAUGACAGGAGUUCUUUCAAAAAUUAAAGGAACAGACGAUUUCUGGAAUCAGCGGAAAUUUAUGUUGAGAGCUCAUUGUUAUUCUUUUGGUCCACCUACAAUAUUUUUGACAUUGAAUCCAAACUUGACCACAUGGUUUGAUUUGUUUGAAUUAUAUUCGGACAUUUAUAAAUGUGUUGUGGAUUCUAAUAACAUACGGUAAACCUUUUAUUUGAAUCACGAAUCAGUUAAAAUCUUACAGAGAAUUCAUAUCAUUGGAUCCGGUAAUUUUUUCGAGAUACUUCAAGAAAAGAGUUGAUUCAUUUUUCAAAUCUGUUAUUCUGAAAAAUGACGGACCGUUUGGAAAAGUUAUACAUUAUUAUAAACGUAUAGAAUAUCAGGCUCGAGGAACACAACAUUGUCAUUGUUUGUUAUGGCUAGAAAACAGGUAAAUUUUAACCAAAUUAAUAAAACAAAUCAAAUUUUUGGAGACCUUCAAAAGAGAGCACAGAUGAAUAUAAAACUGAGUUUGUGAAUUCGAUUAUGUGUGCAAGAGAACCGGAUGAAAAAAAAGAGAAGAAGUUGUAUGAAAUCAUAAAACAACAUCAAAAACAUUCUGCUCAUACAAAAUAUUGCAGUCGGAUCGUCAAACAUAAUUCGAGAAGCAUUUUCAGAUGUCAUUUCAACUUUCCGCAACCGCGUAUGUUUUUUUUUGAUCUUCGAAUCGCCUAAUAUUUAAUUUUUAUAGAACUUGCCUUCACAAUGUUCAAAAAACAUCAAGUAUCUCAUUUUGUUCCUGGAAUGUCAAGAAAAUCUUAUAUGCUCGCUAGAAAAAAAAACGAAAACGUAAGAAAAUUUUAUUUUGAAAUAAGACAACUUAAAUUCUAAAAUAUGAGUUGAGGAUAUCAAUGAUUACAACCCGAUUUUAUCGUUAAUUUGGAAUGGAAACAUUGAUGUACAAUAUUUGGAUAAAUUAUCAAUCAAUGUAAUCGAAUAUGUAACCAGCGAUUUUUUCAAGGUCAGUUUUACAAAUAAAUAACUAAAAAGUAGUAGUUGCAGUUUGAACAACCCUUUUCGGGGGAUGUUUUGACAACAAAAGAAGAAGUUAAUCAAAAAAUGAUGGAAGUGUUCCGGAAAUAUCUUAAUAGUCGACCAGUUGGAACUUUGGAAAUGGUUGAUGUUCUUCUUUCGCAUCCUGUAUAUAAAUUUGAUUGUAGUCACAUAUUUAUUAAUACGGUAAGUUGAAUGAAUUGAUUGAAAAAUAUUUAUUCUGGUUUAAUUUUUAAGGAUAAGACAAGAACUCGUAUUUUGAAACCAUUGAAAAAUCUUCGAAGUGAUGAACUUGCCACAAUGUCAAAUAUGGUUGAUGAUUAUUAUCCAAACCGUCCGAAAACUUUAAAAAACUUCAGUUACAUCAAUAUUUGCAUGAAUUUUGAUGUUGUCGAUAAAUCUAGAGUUGGUAUGUUAUUUAUGCAGAUAUGUAUAGAACUACAGUAUGUUGUUUAUGAAUCAGAAAAUUUUGAAAAUCUGGACCAAAAAAUUGAAAUUUCUUAUAAUGUUUUGAAACUAGAAAAAAUUGAUUUCUGAUCAUCGGUUCAGAAAACUUCAAAAAUCAAGAUGAUUUCAUAUGAAUUAGAGCAUAUAGUCAGAAUUGACAUGAAAAACAAUGACCGUUGAAAGAUGUUCACACAAUUUUCAGGAUUUUGGCGCCGAAAAUGAAAAAAAACUGAAAUUGAAUUGAAAAAACCUUUUUCUAGGAAAUUUAAUGAGAAGAAAGCAUGUUUCGAGAUAUUUUGAUGAUACGAAUAAAAAUAUGGAAAAUGAUGAGCAAACUGAUGGUGAAGAUGAGAUCGAUGAUAUUGUUGAGCAUUUUUCGGAUGAUGAAAGUUCAGAUAAUGAAGAAAAAGAGGAAGAGGGAGUGGAAGAAGUUACAAACGAUUAUGAAGUUGUUGAUUCAAACCCAUUCUCAACACACUAUUCGAUACAAUGUGAAAAAAGUAUUUUCUAUUGUCAUCCAUAUAUUAAAAAAGGACAAUGUUUGACUUUUGGAAAUGAGGAUAAAGUAUUCAUAAAAAGAAGAGCAAAAGUAAACAAAGGUUGUACACGUUGAAUUUAAUAAAUAUGUGAUUUCAGGUCCCACGAUUUUUCAUUCCACACCUUAAUGAUUUUGAUCAUGAAAAAGCUGAUGAUUUUUAUCGACGAUGGGUUAUGCUUGUUGUUCCGUGGAAUUCUGAAAAAGACAUUCUGAAAUUGUCUUCAUUCAAUUCUUACCAAGAACUAUUCGAGAACUGGUUGAAUGGUUUGAAAAAUGAUUCUGAAAAAGGAUACAUAGAUAUAAAACAGUAUAUGGAAAAUAUUUAUGGAUUGCAAGAGGAAGAACAAGAUGUUAAGCUUCGGAAUGCAGAAAUUCGAGUGAGUCAACUGAUUUUGCUUGAAAAUUAUGGGAGUAUUAUUUUUUUUUAGAAAACUUCCAAAGAAGCUAAUCUUUUUUAUGAGGAUGAUGAAGAGUUUGAAGUUACAAGUAGAGAUGUUGAUAUCGAUGAACAUAUUGAACGAGUUGGUAAAAUGAAUGAUGAGCAGAGGAAAUUAUUUGAUUUGAUAAUGGAAAAAAUUGAGAAACAAGCAAUGGUUUGACUUAUUUUUGUUUUUCCUAAUUCUAAAUAUUAUUUAGGAUUCAAAUGAACCACAAAUAAAAAUGAUGGUUUCUGGUUAUGGAGGUGUUGGAAAAAGUUUUUUGAUUCAUUCUCUGGCUAAUGAACUGACUUUGAGAACUAAAAAAGACGAAAGAAAACACAAACCCGCUGUUUUGUUAGCUGCACCAACUGGAAGAGCAGCUGCCCAAAUUUCAGGAUCCACCAUCCAUUCUCUACUUAGUAUUGGGAUUGAUAAGGAAAAUAGAAAGAAGCUUCUUCCUUUGAGUGCCGAAAAACGUGAACUUCGUCAUUUUCAGUUUUCCAAUCUCAAAUUAUUAAUUGUAGAUGAAAUAAGUAUGGUUGGCAAUGAAACACUUCUGAAAAUGGAUAGUCGGCUUAGAGAAAUUACUGGAAAUAAUUCUAAUUUUGGUGGAAUCAAUAUUUGUUUCUUUGGUGAUCUCCUCCAACUGCCUCCAGUUAAACAACCAAAAGUAUUCGAAAGUAAGUGCCUCGAAAAGUUUUUUAAAACACAUUUAAAAAAAUGUUUUUCUAAAGAAAGAGGAAGGAAGACCAAAAUAACAUAUUUAUUCAAAAAAGUAUUUUUCAGAUGUAACACGGAGCCAACUGCAAAAAAUAUUUGGAUAUGCAACUAUGGAAACUAAUCUGUGGCAUGGGAUUCAAUAUUUUGAGCUUCAUCAAAAUAUGAGACAAGAAGAUGAUAAAUUUUCUAAUAUAUUGGGUAAGAUCAAAAAAUAUAUUGUUUGAAAUGUGUUUUUCAUUUCAGCUAAUGUUCGUACCCAGCAAAUGACAGAUACAGACAUUCAUGAUUUAGAAAAUCGAUUGGUUGAAGAUAAAGAAGAUUUAGAAGAGUUCUUUCGAAUUCAGAAAGAAGAUCCAAGAGUAAUGGCAUUGUUUCCUCUAAAUGCUGAAUGUGGAUUAUUCAAUAGCAAGGUUUCGUAUAUUUCAAAAUUUUAGUUUUCAAAAUGAAUUUUAGUUCUGAAAUCUGAAAUUUUUAGAUCAUCAAGUUAUUGAAAAACAAUGCGAAACUAGUGAAAAUUGAAUCUCGUGACAUUAAAUGUGAUCAAACACUGGAGAAGUCUAAUCGAAUAUGGCAACGGCGAGGUUAUAUUUUUUGUCUCUUUAACAUUUUCAAUUUUAAUUCAAACUCUUUAUUUUUACAGAAUUCAGCAAAAUUUCUUCCAAUGAACCAACAAUUAAUCGUAUACCAUUGUUAGUAAAUGGUUUACCAAAAACACUGGAACUGUUUCAAUUUUGCCGUGUAAUGUUGCGUAGAAAUAUUGAUAUCGAAAAAGGUUUGGUGAAUGGAAUGUGUGGAGUUGUUGAAGAAUUCAAUCUAACAGACAAUGGUUCUUUGGCAUCUCUAGGAAUAAGGUUGGCUGAAAUAAUUAUUUCAUAGCUUAACUUCAAUUUACAGAUUUGAUCAUAAUCCCACAAGAUUGUUUGCCGUCGAAAGAUCAUCAGUGAGAUAUAAAGUUGCAUCAAACGAAUACCGCGAAAGAUCACAAUUUCCGGUAGUUCCUGCGUAUGGCGUGACAAUACACAAAGCGCAGGGUUUGACUCUUAAUAAUGUUUUUAUAUCAACAAAGUAUGUUCAGUUGAUAUAUGAAAAAACGCACAUAAUUGAUUUUCAGAAAUAUCUUUGCAAAGUGUCAAUUGUAUGUUGCUGUCAGCCGAGUGAAAACAAUGACCGGUCUACAUUUUUUCGAUUUUGAUAAAGAAAAAAUCAUGGUCGACAUACCAUCGCUGGAAGAGGUCAAUCGUUUGAGAUCAACAAUUAAUCUUCCACAAAUUAAGACUCCAAAGAAUGGAAAAAUGCCAAACUCAGGACCUUCAGAAAUAUCUCUGCAGUUGACACCAUCGCCAUACCAUAGAAAACCUUCUAAAAAAUCGUGAGUGUUCAUAAAAUUAUUGAAAUUAUCGAACAACUUUCAGCUUCAAACGAAAAUCGGUGAAUACGCCAGAAACUGGAUCAAAAAGAAGACCUCGAAAUCGAUUGGACAGCGAAUCGUCAGAUUUCGAUUUUGAUCUCACAUUGAGUGACCGUAGAAAUAAAUAA